Effrenium voratum is the source of this 1650-nucleotide messenger RNA. NCBI's taxonomy places the organism in Eukaryota, Dinophyceae, Suessiales, Symbiodiniaceae. The record is from the annotation of a GenBank genome assembly.
AUGUCAUAUGUGAACUUGGGAACUGUGCGGCAGGCUUUGCAAGAACAAUGGGGGCAAAUUCGACUCCAUUUGGACAGUCCGCUGUACCGGUAUGCGUUACUACACAAUGAGUCCAGCGUUUUCGUGAUCAUUCAGAGGUCAAGAGAAGCUCCGGAACAAGAGGGCUUUCUCCUGGCUGCCUCAAAUGAUCCAGCGCACGGCUGUAUCUUUAUGUAUGCCAGAAAGUCGCCGCAGCAGAUGGUUGCGCACACAGCCCAGGCCAUCUACAAUCGAGUCGGCGGGAAUUGGAGUGCGCGGCCUCUUCAGUCCAGCCUCUUUUUGAUGAACUUCAGCCUUCCGGAGAUGAAGAAGGGGAGGUCGGCGGCUUGUGGCCCCGGAUCCGAGGAAUGCUUCGACGUGAGCACUCGCCGCAUCAUGCUGGAUGACGACCUGCACUGGCUGGUGGUACUGGUGCUGCCAUCCAAUGCUUUUACCAAAGUUGCCUCUGCGAAGCAGCUCGAGUUGGAGAAGACUGUUGACCUCAGUGCAGCUGCCUCCGAAGAUGCCUCGCACAUCUUCCGUGUGUCCUUCUUCGUGCUGUCAACUGCGGUGAUUUUUGGCCUGUUCGCAGCAUGGUUCAUCAGCGCUCUUGCCACCUAUCCGCUGAACAAAUUGCAAGGAUACAUGCACAAGCUGGGCAGACUGGACAUGAAAGGCCUGCCAGGCUUGCACUGCAACCUCAACGAGAUGUCUUCUUUGACGGAGGUUGCGGAGCUCCAAGCUGGCUUUGUGAACCUGGCCCGAAGUGUUGAGACCUUCUCCAGGUUCGUGCCAGAAACCGUGGUGAGAUCAAUCUUGCAUGGAGAUGCAGCAGCCAGCAGCAUACACGUUCAGGGAAGACAUGCAACGAUCAUGUUUACCGAUAUCCAAAGCUUCACAAGCAUCGCGGAGACGCUGUCGCAGUCUGACUUGAUGACGCUGCUGUACAUGUAUUUGAGCGAGAUGACUGACAUCGUGGAGCGUCACGGCGGUGUGGUCAGCGAAAUCCUGGGAGAUGGUCUUCUGAUUCUCUGGAAUGCUCCAGAUGAUCUCAAGGAUCACCCGGUCGCCGCAUGCAGAGCCGCUGUGGCACAACACAAGGCCUUGUCUCGCCUGAACGAAGCUUUUGCAGAAAUGAUGUUGCCCAGCAUCCGUAUUCGCAUCGGCCUCCACACGGGGGACGUGCUCGCUGGCAACAUUGGAAGCUGCAAGAAGAUGAAGUAUGGCUGCAUGGGGGACCCUGUGAAUCUGGCAAGUCGUUUGGAAGGACUGGCCAAGCACUACGGCGUGGGCACUCUUUGCUCUGAUGCCACCUGGGCGAGUCUGCCGCCGAACUUCGUGUGCCGUAAGCUGGACCUAGUGAGGGUGAAGGGCAAGGAGCAGGCCGUGUGGGUUUAUGAGCUCAUCGACGACAUGCCCAGUCUUCGAGAGACAACCGCACAGCUCUAUGAGGACGCGCUGCAUGCCUUCCACAAUCAGAGUUUUGCGCUUGCUGUGCAACUAGCUAGCUCGCUCGCGGCGCAGGACCCAGGGGACACUGCAGCAGUGAAGCUGUUGCAGCGAGCCGAUGCCGCCUGCCAGACAGACCUGCCGAUUGGCUGGUCUCCUGUGAUGGAGAUGACCGAGAAGUGA